Messenger RNA from Amoebophrya sp. A25, 5519 nucleotides. NCBI's taxonomy places the organism in Eukaryota, Dinophyceae, Syndiniales, Amoebophryaceae. The record is from the annotation of a GenBank genome assembly.
AUGGGCGGUUUUUCUUUUUAUAUCGAGGAAUUACGGGUUUUCUUUCCGUAUGAUGCCGUGUACCCCGAACAAUACGAAUACAUGAAGGAGCUGAAGCAUUGUCUGGAUGCUCCGGGACAUGGCAUUCUGGAGAUGCCGACAGGAACGGGGAAAACAGUGGCGCUUUUUUCUCUCAUAACGUCCUAUCAGUUGAUGCAUGGACACCGUGUGGGGAAACUGAUUUUUUGCACCCGAACCAUUCCGGAGAUGAACAAGGCACUCUUGGAAUUGAGGUUAUGAAAUGUUAGCAAGAUGUCAAGCUUUAGCUCGAGUAUCAAGGGGAUGAUAUUAGAGUUACAAGAGAAGUAGGCAACCAACUAAUUAGAGUCUGCUCAAAAAUUGGAUUCGUGUGGAACUGGAGUGAUCUUGUUUUGUCGUUCACCGAAGAUUCUUAGUAUCAAACGUCUUCUUCUAAUCUCCACAAUUUUGGACUUCCGAGAUUUUCUCUUGAAGAAGGAUCACGAGGCCCUUUUUCCGCCUGGUGCACCUGGGAGUAUUCCGUUCAAAAGCGAAAAGGUUCUGGGUGUGGGUCUUAGUGCGCGUAGGAACAUGUGCGUGCAUCACGAGAUCAGCACAGACCCAGAUCGAGAUCGAGUCGACGCUAGGUGCCGACGACUCAUUUCUCCUUUCAUUAUGCUCAUAAAGUGUAAUCAUAAUCAUGGAUGCCUGCAUCACUAUGGUGGAAGCAUCUUUAGUGUAAUGAUUCAUUCCCUCGUUUGUGUCAUGGAAGAAUCGUGCUAGAAAUAUUCUAUGUAUAAUGCCGACAGGUAUUUUUUCAGGAGGGAAAGAGUCGCUCUAAUCUUUUCGCCCAGCGUCUAGGUGGCGUCACGGAAGCUGUCUCCUGCAAAUGUAAGCACUAUGAGCGUUACCAGCGCGUUUUAGAUCGAAGCGAUCAACUAUUUGUGUCCCAGGACGUCCAUACGAUCGACGAGCUGACCGAGUUGGGCAAGAAAGAUGUCCCUGACAUUGAGGACGCGCUAUUGAGACCGAAUGAACAACGUGGAGGCAGUUCGUCGUCGACCGGACCACGAGGACAGCCAGCAGGCGCUGGCCAACAACUACAACAACCGAUGGGGGCAUCAAGAAGUGCCCAGCAACAGCAGGACCAAGGCGAAAGUCAUGUCCAGGUUUUUGGAGCUGACCCACACAACGAAGCUGCUGUAGAUGGUGGCGGUGGGCCUAGCAUAUCCGAUGGAGGGUGGUGUCCGUACUACACGGCUCGAAAGCUUCUGCAACAGGCCAAAAUCGUUGUUCUGAAUUACCAGUACGUCUUGGAUCCUAAGGUAUCGCAGGUUUCGACUCUAGGAGGAGUAGGCGAACGCAUAGGUCAGCGCAUCGCAAUGGCUGUGAACAGUAGCAGCAUUAAGGGUCGUUGUUUUUGACAAUUGACAAACAUCCUGUACUCAGUUUCACCAAGCAUCAUAUUUAUACAAAAUCUUUAUCCUGACAUCUCAUCUUCUAAGAAUAGUGAUAAUUCCGGGGCCAAGGAACCUUCAGUCGUUGUAUUCGAUGAAGCGCAUAACAUCGACGAUAUUUGUUCAGAAGCCUUAUCAGUGGAGUUAAACGAAGCGAAAUUGAAGGGUGCCGAAGUGAACAUUGGGACCCUGAAACAAGAAAUUUCCAGGGUGAAAAACGAGGAUGCGAAUCGCUUGCAGGAAGAAUAUUAUGCUAGUACAGAUUCUUGCAUGGUGGUUUGUAACCUGUGCUACAUACGAGGAUGAAAACAACAAGGAAGUUUCAUCGUUGUAUGAGUUGAAGUAGGAUUCAAUCGAAGCGAUUGAUUAGUACUAGUGCUAAAGUGUACCAGACUGCUGCAGUACAUACGAGGGCUUAUCACGAUCACAGAAGCUUCUACAAGUCCUCAAAGUCUGAAGCUUUUGAAAUUUCACGUCUCAACCUUUUGCGAUUCUCAACUACCUUCGUUUACUGGCUUGGUUGAGAAUAAUCAAUAUUUGGAAGUUCCAAAUUUGAAAUUUCGAAAAUUUUGACUUGAGGUCUUAUUAAUUCAAUGUAGAUCCAUGUGAGCCCCAUUGCACGCAUAUCGAAUAGACGUGAAUUUCAAAAUUUUUGAUUUUAUCUCGUUUUGAUUCAAUUUGAAUCCAUGUGAGCCCAAUUGCACGCAUAUUGAAUAGAAGAUGCGAAUUUUCAAAAUUUUUGAUUUUAUCUCGUUUUAAUUCAAUUUUAAUCCAUAUGAGCCCGGUUGCAUCCAGAUGAGCCGAAUGGGAAACCACUUCUCACUUAGUAACGUAAAAGUGUCACAACCACAUUAUUCUAGGAUUGUUAUUUUUGAUGAUUCGUUUAAAGCUAGAUCGUAUGGAAUGUUAGCUAUCUAUUUUGGUUUAACACACUGGUCAAUCCUAUCUGGCUCGAUGUAAGACGGUACGAUCACAUUUCCUCUCUAGUUUGGUCUCAGACGCUAAUUCCAUCCUAUCCUACCUACCACGCCCUUGCCACUUCCCACUCUAUCUAGGAGCUUGCUCUAAGAUAUUCAGCGCCUGGUGCAAAAUUUGCAGCAAGCUGGUCGUCUGACUGAGGAUCUAGCUGAUCGAUUGCAGUCUCCGGUAAUACCUGAAGACAUUCGCGAGGAAGCUGUUCCCGGUAACAUUCGAAAGGGGGAGCAAUUUCUGCAGAUUCUAGGAGAAAUUGCCGGCUUUUUCAAGAAUUACAUCAACGUUGACCGCGCGAGUUCGGACCAGCCUUUGUCUUUGUUGCAGAAGAUACAGGAUCGGCUAGACGUAGACGGACGGACGUUGAAAUUUUUCUACGAGCGGUUGAAAUCGUUGCUGAAUACGCUGAAUAUAAACGACUUUGAGAAAUUCGGACCAAUAUCUAGGCUGUGUGACAUGUGCACGCUGUUGGGGACGUACUCGCAGGGGUUCGUCAUCUUGAUAGAUCCCUAUCCAGAAAACGAAGCAAUCAAGGAUCCCAAACUGCUGCUGUAUUGCGUAGACUCGUCACUGGCGAUGCGGCCUGUGCUUAAAAGGUGUUUUUGGAGUUUAUGCUUUGUUUUCCCUUGGACAAGGGCCGCUUAGGGUUCGUCGUGCGGGCAUCGAAUUUUUAUCAUAGUCUCUUGAUCAUAUCGAUUUGGACCGCCUCAGGAUCUGUUUCAUCUUGCCGGUGGUUUAGAAUGACCAGUUGAGAUAAGCACACAUGACAUGAUAACUUUGCUAUACAACAACAAACCUAACCUCUACCAAAUGUCCAUCAGGUACGCCUCUGUAAUUUUGACGUCGGGUACAAUUUCGCCUUUGAACAUGUACGUGGAUUUGUUGGGAAUGCGGGAAAACAUGAUUGUUACCCGAAGCUUCCAGAUGACGAUGGAAAGGAGCUGCAUUUGCCCACUUAUCUUAUGGGUAAAUUGACUACCAGUCUAUCUGUAACUGUCAUAGCUUAAUUGUAGUUCUUGGUGUUAGUACAUUCUACUUUCUUCGAGGAUAGAGCGAGGUACAACAUUGUUCCUCUUUUUUGUACCUAACUACCGGGAGAAGAGCCAAGAGCAAGGUUGUAACUCACCAUGAUGAAGAAAGUAGGAGAUAUUUAAGCAAUCCACCUUCCGUAAACACGGGGACCUUCUAAAUCUCGUAACACGGGGACCGGAUCAAGUGGCUGUAAGUAGUAACUUCGAAGCGCGCGACAACCACGCGGUGACGAAGAAUUACGGGGACUUGCUACUAUCCCUGGCAAAAACUUAUGGUGCAAUUUUCUUGAUCGGUGUCAGUCUUUCUUGGUCUCAGUGAUUCAUCAUGGUUGCAAAAUUAAAGAAAAUCAAAAUUCACCGGUUAGCUUUUCUCUCGUCUUACUCGCUCCUCUUACUCCGCAUUACGGUAUAACCAAAAAUUUCUAAGCAAAAGUUCCGGAUGGCAUCGUUUGUUUCUUCACAAGUUAUCGUUAUAUGGAGCUUGUGGUUGAGCGGUGGUACGAAAGUGGCGUCCUUGCGCGGUUGAUGGAAGAGAAGCUUGUCUUUUUAGAAACCAAAGAUGUUGUCGCAACGACUCAAGCCUUAAACCUGUACCGGCAAGCCUGCGAUAGUGGUCGCGGUGCGGUGUUUCUCUCCAUUGUUAUGAUGUUGUCGUGGUUAGUAAAAGUAAGUAGUAGGUUUUUCUGUGAACUACUACAAAGGGUCAUGAAUAAUUUGUAUUCUCGAUAAAGAUCAUCAUUACUCUUUUCCUUAGUGACGGUGCUUAUUGUGACUCUCUUGCCAAAGAAAUCUCUCUUCUUCUAAUUUCCCUCGUGGUAAAGUUGCUGAGGGUAUCGAUUUUGACAAGCACUAUGGACGUUGCGUGCUGCUCUUCGGUGUUCCGUUUCAGUAUACCUUGAGCUAUGAGCUGCGUGCCCGUUUACACUACUUGCAUGAACACUACGACAUCCAGGAAUCCGAGUUCUUGAAUUUCGAUGCCAUGCGCCACGCCAGUCAGUGUGUGGGGAGAGUGCUGCGUUCAAAGAAGGACUACGGAAUCAUGUUACGGAAUCAUGUUUUUACUUUUUGCUGUAAUUCUUGUGAUUCAUCUGCUACUAAUUUGUAUGGCAGUUUCGCUGUUUGAAGACCCUAUCCUAUGCUAUCCUAUGCUAUCCUAUCCUAUCCUAUCCUAUCCUAUUUGUGCUACGGAGCAUUUCUAGUAAAGAUGAAGUUACAUAAAGCAUCUAAGUACUUGCUUCGCCGAUUACCGAUAUGGCAAGACGGGAAAGCGUGAAAAGAUUCCAGAAUGGAUCCGAAGUUGCCUGGAUUUAGACCGUCAAAAUCUUUCCACAGAUUCCGCAGUUUUUGAAGCGCGCAAGUUCUUGCUAGAGAUGAGUCAACCCUAUAAAACGAACAAGAAAAACUUGUUGUUGACGCCAGAAGACCUGGUCACAGAGCUACCACAGGUUGAGGGGGGUAGUCAACAAAGUAGGAACGCUGCUGGUAAUAUAAGUGCCGCAGAGCAGCAGGUGGGUGUUGGGCGUACGAAUAGUGCUGCAGCAAAGACUAAUAGUGGAACUACUCCAGCUGGCGCAGCUCCAGCGGACGAAUUAGAUGAGCUGGCAGAUAGUUUUCUUGAUGUUGCGUCUUCCAGAGGAUACGAUAUUUUUAGAACUGGUACAACUAGCACAUUGAAGAAAGAUGUUGUGCCGAUUCCUGGUGGAGGAGGUGGAGGAGAUGUUUAUGUAAGCAACACGUCUACGGGAAACGGUGAAGAAGAAUGGGGCGAGGAAGAGCACUGGGAUGAGGAAGAACAUUGGGAUGAAGAGCAAGAAUGGGAUGGCCAGGAUGACGUGGGAGAAAACCACGGGGACCUCCUUCCAGGUGAUGCUGGUGAUGCUAGUCCAGCAGCAAAACGACAGCAUUUAUGAUAUUGAAGAUUUUGAUAUGUUUUUUCACCUGGUUGCGGGGUCCAAAUUACAAUAUGAAAGAAAUUUCAGCAUGAAACUACUGAACGUAUUUGGUGUUAAUGUCUGGGAUGCUCUUGGUAGUUAUUCUUCUGGUAGUGUUGUCCUUGUCUUUU